Molecule: messenger RNA, 948 nt
Organism: Arachis ipaensis
Lineage: Eukaryota; Viridiplantae; Streptophyta; Magnoliopsida; Fabales; Fabaceae
Source: RefSeq, a predicted model, not a curated record
GCGGAAUCGCAUCUUCACCUCCCUGCCGCACCCACCCAUGUAUGCCUCUUCAUAAGUAACUACUCCAAGACUUGCUCCGUUGACAUUGACGCAGCAUUUCACGACUACAAUUGUGCUACUGCAGCAAAAGAGUCUCCAAACCCUUGGGUAGGAGCAACUGGGAAUCUCGUGGGUUCUUCUUGAAUGGCGCUAUUCAUUGGUCGUCUUGCACUCUUAGUGUUAGAGAUUAUAGUAUUCUUAUAUUUGAUUUGAAGGAAAGGAGUUUCUCAACCAUAUCUAUGCCUGAACAAGUGAUGGGUUAUCUCGAUCCCAUUCAUCUCGUCCUACUCGGAGGGUGCCUGGCCUUGUAUUCUUAUGAAUGCGAUAAAACUAACAUAUGGGUGAUGAAACAAUACAAAGUGCAGUCCUCUUGGACUUUCUAUGAGAUUUCUCGUAAGACCGUGCCUCUAUACUUAUCCAAUGGUAGUGACAUUGUUGCACUAGAUUUUGUUUUAGGUACCCGCAUAAGGUUUGCAAAAUAUAAUGCCAAAGGAGAGCUCCUCCAACGCAAACAUGUUGAUUAUCCUCACUGGUUGUCCAAGUACGGCAGAAGCUACACUGUAUACACAGAGUGUCUCGCGCCACUCCCUACUGAGAUUAAGGAUAAGGAUAUGGAUAAGAAGAAGAAAAGUGGCCAUCAGAAUCAGAAGGGGGAUGUCAAACAAGGAAAGAGAACUAGGAGCAAAUGACUGGACAUCAGAGACACUUAAUUAUGUUGUAAAUAAAGUGUAGGAUUGGCAAGUUCAGCUGGAAGAAGCUUCUACAGAAUUUUGUUUUAUUUUGCUUUUGCUUUAAAGUAUGAUUUCCCUUCCAACUAUGCAUGUGAAAAACUGGAACAUUUGAAAGUGCAGAUAGAGUUUCCUCUAGUUAAAUCGAAUCACUUAUAUUAUCUGCUUUAUCUUCAUUCAA